AACAGUGGCGACUUUUGAAAAAGCGGCCUUCGUUUUGCUAAUUAGCGUUAGUUCGCAUUAUUUCCACGCUGAUUUAAAACGGCGAUAAUAAAUCGUUUUUUUUUUUCAAGUUUCUAUUGAAGAAAUGAAUCAAGCAACACUGUUGAAGCUUGUAACAGUAACGCCGUGUUAUUCCGAGUGUGCGUGAUAGUGUGCGAAAUAUUGGCGUUUUGCUAAAUGCGUUUUCCUAUUGUUAUUAACCGGGAAACUUAUUUAUUACAGAUUGUCCUUAGCUGGCUGCAUCCAGUCACAAUGCUACGGCUAGCUGUCUAGCAAUCCUCCGUUCAGCUGAACGGAGUGGAGCUAGCUGACUGUUAGCUUUAUAUCAGCGCUAGCUAGCAACCUGGUCUGACAUUCCGUGACAAGGGGAAAGUGAAGAAAAUAACCCGAGUGAAGGAAAACAUCAAGUCAGGAAAUUACACAGCAAGGAGUUGCUUUUGUUCAACGUGUAGCGGCUUUACAUUAUGUGUUUAAAUGGGUAACUUGAGUAAUUUACAUAGUUUAAACGUGUUGGUGGCCUCUUCCUAUGCUCCGCCAUUUUGUAUAAGACGAAUGCUAAUCAUGGGCGCUCUUACAUACACUUUAUUUAUGGCUAGAAUAAAACUGAGGUAUUAAGUGCAAAGUCAAACUUAAUCAAGGUCCACCAGCUCGGGCUGUUGUUUACUUUUCGCAUGGUUAUAAACAGCAUACAAACAGAAAAUAUCACCUUAAUUCUGUGUUGAACAUGCGUCAAGACCAAAACAAUAUACCGUAAUAUUCGUCGGAAUAAAACGCUUUUAAGUUUGGCCAGUCAGUGCAGAAAACAGUGUUCUCUUUAAAAUUGAUAAACAAAUGACCCUCUCAGUUGUUUAUAACCAGGCAAACAGCCGGGUUUAAGAGAUACUGUUAAAACAAGGAAAAGAUGAACUUGUGUGGUUAACUUAAAGUUGAGGCAUUUUUCCUCAUGUUUGUCAGUGAUCCUGAUGAAGGUUCACUCGGAUGGGGUCGUUUAUGCACGUAUUUCCCCGUUAGUUGACCAGCAAAACAAUAUUAUUAUUGACUGUGAUGUGUGAAAUCGAAAUGCAUGGUGUACCCUACAAGCCAGCACACACUCGCCAUCUAGCGGUGAUGUCGGACAAUGCUGUUUACAAGUGCAGAAGCUGCAUUUGUCGUUGGGAGCACUUUGCAGGGAUAUUGGCCGAGUGGGAAUGACUGACACCCCACCCAGUGAUGGCCCCUCCCAGGGAGCUGAUUUUGACAUUAUGGGUGCUCUGGACUGGAAGGAUGGUAUUGCUACGCUGCCUGGUAGUGACAUCAGGUUUCGCAUGACAGAGUUUGCGACUCUUGAGAUUGUCACAGACGUAGAGGUCAAAGGGCAGGAGGCACAGCCUAACUGUAAGACCUUGGACCCAGCGCAGUCACACACUCCCACCCCUCCACCAGAGGGCCAAUCACAGACUGGCACAGCCACAGCUCCAGCCAAUCACAGUCAGCCAGGAUCUUCUCAAGCUAAAGCCCCCGGUCCUGUACUUCUGUCAUUAGAGGAGGGCCCCAGUAUGGAGGGCCCCAGUGUAGAGGUUGGUCCCAGUGUUGAGGUUGGCUCUAGCACAGACAUGGGCCCAAAUGGGGAGCUGUCAAGGUGCCGGGCCUGUGGUGGCCAUGUUUCCCGGGAUGCCCUCUUUCAGGGCAAAUUCUGUAGCUCCAUUUGUGCCCAGCCCUCUAGUGGCAGAUCGUCUCCGGGGGAAGCAAGGGAGAGUCAAGCAGUUGAGGGUGAGAGGCUGGGUAAACGUGUGCGCAAAAAGAGGAAGAUCUAUAUGGAUUCUGGUGAUGAAGAGGAAGACAACCAAGAGGAACCAGAGGAAAAAGCCAAGACUACCAAAGGAAGAAGAGGUGCAAAAAUUGCCAAACUGGCGACUGCCCCACCCAAUAAGAAACGGGCAUGGAGCUGGCCUGCUUACUUGGAAGAGGAGAGGGCCAUUGCUGCUCCUGUUAAACUGUUCAAAGAGCACCAGUCGUUUCCUCAAAGCAGGAACAGUUUUAAGGUGGGGAUGAAGCUGGAGGGUUUGGACCCUUCUCAUCCAUCUCUGUUCUGUGUACUCACUGUUGCAGAGAUCCAAGGCUACAGGGUUAGGCUUCACUUUGAUGGUUACCCAGAAUGCUACGACUUCUGGGCCAACGCCGACUCGUGGGAUUUGAAACCAGCUGGCUGGUGUGAGAAGAAUGGACACAAGUUAUUGUUGCCUAAAGUUUCUCUUGUAGGUUGUAAGGAUGGCCACUUUAAUUGGAGCAUGUAUGUGAAGAACUGCAGGGGUCAGCUGGCCCCAAAACACCUUUUCAAGAGCCUCAACACAUCUGUGACUCCGUCUGGAUUUAGAGCAGGGAUGAAGCUGGAAGCUGUCGACAGGAAGAACCCGUCAUUGAUCUGUGUAGCAACCAUUGCUGCUGUUGUUGACAACCGACUGCUCGUUCAUUUUGACAACUGGGAUGACACAUAUGAUUAUUGGUGUGACGCAAGCAGUCCAUACAUCCAUCCUGUGGGGUUCUGUGAAGAGGCUGAGCUAACUCUGACCACCCCAGCUGGUAAGACACAGACCAAGACACACGUGGAAUAUAAGCAACCCAAGAGUUUCUCGUGGGAGAAAUACCUGGAAGAGACGGGCACACAGGCUGCUCCAGCUCGGGCUUUCAAACCUCGACCUCCACAUGGCUUCCAGAUUGGGAUGAAAGUGGAAGCUGUCGACAAGAGGAACCCCAUGCUCAUCCGUGUUGCAACUAUAGCAGACACAGAGGAGCACAGACUAAAGAUUCAUUUUGAUGGCUGGAGUUCAGAUUAUGAUUACUGGGUGGAGACGGACUGCCCCGAUCUGCAUCCUGUAGGGUGGUGUCAAAAAACUGGACACCCACUGCAAUACCCUAACGGCUCCAGUGAUUUAUUAACUGCCCCGGGACAAGGAUGUCCUACCCCAGGAUGCAACGGGGUUGGCCACAUCAGAGGACCUCGCUAUGGAACCCACUACACUCAGGUGAGCUGUCCGUACUCGGAGAUGAAUCUCAACAAGGAGGGCUUGCUGCCAGAUCGGCUCAGUGGAGAACGACCUCUCGCCCUCAGCGGACCUCAUCCUCGCGGGCGACGCCCCGAUCCUCACACAAACGCUACCACACAGAUUUCCUCAACGGCAGACCAGCCGGACGGCACUGAAGACUCCCAGAACAGGAAACCGGUGACAGUGGAAACUGAGCGUUCAGGCCGCAACAGUCAGCCCGAGCCACCGGGUGGAGCUAGUGAGCAGAGCCACAAUGGAACAAGGCCUAAACGGACUGCUCCAGUUCCUAAAUACCUGAAAAUGCACUACGUUAAAGAGGAGAUUGGUGAUAGUAAAGCCUCUCCAGACGCCAUCUCUCUUCAGCAGGCCCUCCACGAGUCUGUGUUUUCCCCCGGCAUCUCUGCCUCCCCCCCCCACCGGGUGGCUCUCUGCUGGGACAAACACUGCCAGCUGCUGCCUGAGGUCCUGGGGCUGACUGCCAAGAGAGUGGCCACUUGGAGCGCUGAGGAGGUGGCCAGUUUUGUCAAAGGACUCCCAGGAUGUAAAGAACAUGCUGCUACAUUUAAAACAGAACAAAUAGAUGGCGAGGCGUUCCUGCUGCUCACCCAAGCGGACAUUGUCAAGAUUCUGUCAAUCAAGUUAGGACCCGCCCUGAAGAUCUACAACUCUAUCCUCAUGCUGAAGAACGCAGACGAAGAGUAAGGAUUCCCUCGCUCUCCUCAGCGGUGUCGAACUCUGCGACGCUACAGCUACACAAGAGAAACAAGUGGAAGCUGUCAUCUCGAAAAACGUCCUAUCUCCCUCCCCCUCCUCCUCUUCACUGAAUGGACAACAUUCAUCAACCUGAGGGAGACUUUUACAAGAUACCAUGCAGAUUCUUCAACUUAUAACGUGUUUGUUUACCGAAUCAUAUAAAACAAAAAAACUACCGGCACCUUCAAUGCUUCUUCACAUUGUACAGUUUAUGGAUUUAGUGUCAUGGUUCUGUUGCAUUUUCUGUUUUUGUUUCGUAACUGUAAUGGUGCUUCAGCUCAGAUUUGAUGGAACAAGUGUCUUUGUGCUUUGUUGCUUUUUACUUGGCAAGAGUUUUGUUUUUUAUUUAAUUUUUUUUUAAGCUGCAAAAUACAAUCGAGAGGUGGUGAGAGGUUUUUAAAAUGUGAAACCCAGUGGAGCAGAAGCACUAUGUAGUUCAGCCUUCUUCCUCUAGAUGGAGAAAGUGGGUCACUCUACAGGCCCAAAGGCAAGAGAGUUUGUUUAAUUUGGAGUUGGCUGAGGCUUUGACUGAAGGGGGGGGGGUAAAAACUUUGUGUGUGUGUGUGCGCAAGUGUGACUAAGUGUGUUUGAGAAAUGAGGAUGUAAUUUCCCACCAGCCCUUGUGUGUUGCUUCUCUGGUCAGAUGAUUUAGCAGGGCUAAGGGCUAAAUGUUAAAUCACAGAAACUCGCAGUCUUUUAAGGUGGAACAAGACAAUGAACCAGCUCUGUUCUUCUCUAUCUGCGAUUUUUAUGGGCAACGGCAAAUGAAUAUGAAUGUUAAAAAAAAAACAGCUUUUAGUUGUUUUGUUGAUAUUAAUGAUCUUGUUUGAUUUAAAAACCUUUGUCAGUCAUAUUGUAAAUAGUAUACAGCUACAAAUGGACUGUCCUUGCCCCUAACAGUUUACUCCUGCUUGGUUAUGCAAAGGCUUGACUUCUGUCUACAGGGAAGGACAACAUGACAGUGAAGUGAAAUAUACGAGCCUCAAUUCAUACGUGGAUCUUGAGAAGAAAAAAACAAACAUUGUCAGUGUCUUUGUAAAUCAGCGUGUACUUUUCAGCAAGUUGGAAUGUGUACAUCAGCAACUGUUUAUAUGCAAACAGCUUUUAUUUAUGUAUUCUAAUUUAAGGAGUAAUGGUACGCUGUUCUGGCUCCGAGGUGGCUGUUUGAUGGAGUGGGUAAAAUAAAUGAGAUGCACACUG
Molecule: messenger RNA, 5015 nt
Organism: Micropterus dolomieu (smallmouth bass)
Lineage: Eukaryota; Metazoa; Chordata; Actinopteri; Centrarchiformes; Centrarchidae
Gene: l3mbtl1b
Product: L3MBTL histone methyl-lysine binding protein 1b
Exons: 22
Coding region: 1227-3764 (845 amino acids)
Biological process (GO): regulation of DNA-templated transcription
Cellular component (GO): nucleus
Molecular function (GO): zinc ion binding; protein binding
Source: RefSeq, a predicted model, not a curated record